UUUAUUUUUUAUUUUUUUUUUUCCUCUUAAAAAAAAAAAAAAAAAUUUGGCUCUGUGAAAGAUUCCCACAUUUCCAACAUCAAAAAGCCAAAAAAAAGAAAAAAAAAAAAGAGGCUUUUAUUUAACAAUAACAAACUAAAGUGUAAUUACCUAUACUAAAUCAAUAAUAACAACAGCAUAUAAUUAUAACAAGAUUUUGUAAAAGAGAAUAACAAAUAAUUGGGAAAAAAGCAGUUUAUGAUAAUAAAAAUACAAAAUCAAGACUGCUAUUAUUGUUGGAUGUAAAUGAGAUGCCACGCCCGUAAUUACUAAUUAUCCUGAUAAUUAUAAUUUAAAAAAUGGAUAACAACAACAACAACAACAUUCAUCUCACGUUAAAUGACAUUGUCAAUUUAUCAGCAUGCAAUAUUUGCGGAGGAUCUCAUGAGAGCCAUGAUUGUCAACAUCUUGUCGAUCUUCAUUAUAUUCCAGAUAGUCCAUUUUUGUCAAAAGCUCGUCAAACAUUACCAAAAAAUUUGGAAAUAAUACAAAUGAGUGAUGGAACAAUAAAUGUAAUAUCAAAAUGUCAUUUAAAAUGUGGCACAGUAUUUGGUCCAUUUGAUGCUGAUAAAACUUUAUUAUACAUUAAUACAAUGGCAAAUUUUCCAUUAAAAAUAUUUGGAAAAAAUGAUAAUGACAGUUAUUAUCUUGAUUAUUCAAAUGAACAACAUUCAAAUUGGAUGUGUUUUAUUUCACCAGCAUCAUCAUUAAUUGAACAAAAUUUAAUGUGUUAUCAAUCAGAAAAUAAUAUAUUUUAUACAUCAACAAGACCAAUUAAAAUUGGUGAAGAAUUACACGUUUGGUAUGCUCCAUAUUAUGCUGUUAAAAUGAAAAUGCCAUUUUAUAAAAGUCAAUCAAAUCAACAAUUGCCACCACUUGAAAGCACCGACGACAACAACAACAAUAAUAACAAUGAAAUAAUUGUUGACAAUAAUAAUGAAACAAAAAAUAAUCAACAACAACAACAACAAAACUAUUGGAAAUGUCGUAUUUGUUAUAAAAUAUCAUAUACAGUUGUAACACAUGCUAAACAUCUUACUGAACAUUACAAAUGCUUUAGUGGUUUUUAUUGUAAUAUUUGUAAUGAAAAAUUUAAUAGCAUUGAUGUAUUGCAAAAACACAAAAAACAAUAUCAUACUAGUGUAAAAAUGAAUCAAGAAAUUGGCAUAUCAACAUUUGAAAAUGACCAAACAACAAUUACAUCAAAUAACAUGAAUGAUAUUUUAGAAAAAUUAAAUGCUGAUGAUGCAAUAAAUCAAUCAAUGAUGAUGAUGAUGAUGAUGAAUAAAAAUAAUUCAAAUGAACUUUCAAUGGAAAAUAUUGUUCCUGUUGUUGAUGAAAAAUUUACUAUUAAUGCUGAAUUAAGUACAAAUCUUUUAAAUAUUGAAACAAAUACAACAAGUUUAAUUCAAAUACAAAAUCAAAAUCAAAAUAAUAUUGUUCCUUUGGAUUGUGAUAUUUGUAAUAAAGUAUUUGAAAAACCAGAAAAUCUUCAUCGUCAUUUACGUAAACAUACAGGUGAAUUUAUUUGUUCAUCUUGUUUAGUUGUAUUUUCAAAAAAAGAAAACUUAAAAUCACACGAAUGUUUUUCAAAAAAUAUUAAUAAUUUAUAUGAAUGUCCAAUAUGUCAAAAAAAUUUUACAGUCAAGAAAAAUUUUAAAAGACACAUGAUCAUACAUACACAAACAAAUUAUUGUAAAUUUUGUAAGCAAAUAUUUACAUCAAAAAGACAUUUGGAUGAGCAUAAAUGUGAAAAUGCAAAAUUUGUAUGUGACAAGUGUAAUAAAAAAUUAAUAAGUAAUACGAGUUUAAAUCGUCAUAUGAAAUUACACGAUAAUCCAAAACCAAAAAAUAAAAAACAACAACAACAACAACAAGUUGGCUCAUUGAUAUGUGAAAAAUGUGGUGAAAUAUUUAAUACAAUAUAUAGUCUUAAGCAACAUUUUAAAAGUCACAUGGAACGUCAAAUAUUUAAAUGUACAUUUACUGGUUGUUUACAAACUUUUAAUAGCAUUGGUCUAUUUGAAACGCAUAAAAAAAAUCAUAUUAAAUUACAAGUAACAUGUUCAACAUGUCAACAAGUAUUUAAAAAUAAAAAAGCUUUAGAUGUACAUUUAUCAGUUGAUCAUGCUAAUGGUAUUAAAAAUUAUUAUCAUUGUGAUAAAUGUGAUAAAAGUUUUCUUCAAUUAAAUAAUUUAAAAAAACAUUAUAAACAAACACAUGUUGAUGAUGAUGAUGAUGAUGAUAAUAUUAAUGAUAAUGAUGAUGAUAAUGGCAAUAAUAAAUGCCACGAAAGACAAAAUAAAUUUUCAUGUGAAUUAUGUGCAAAAGUAUUGAAUAGUAUUCAUCAAUUAAAAAGACAUAAACAAGCAUCACACAGUGGAAUUAUUUAUUCAUGUCCAUAUUGUGAUAUGAAAGUUAAACAUCGACACAGUAUAAAACGACAUCUUGAACGUCAACAUAAUGGUCUUAGUGAACAGUGGAAUCAACCUAAUUUUAUUGAUACAUUGACUGAUAAAAAUGAAAAUUCAACUAUAAUUGCACCACUACCACCAUUAGCAACAUUAACACCUAUAACACCAUUAGCAACAUUAACACCAUUACUACCAUUACCACCAUUACCACCAUUAGCACCAUUAUCAUUAUCAUCAUCAUCCUCAUCACCAUCACUUGGACUUGGUACAGAUUUAAUUGUUAAAAAUAAUGAUAUAUCUGUUUCUGAUAAAAUAAAUCUUCAAUUGGCAUUAGCUGAUCAUAUUGUUGAUAAUAAUGAUAAUAAUAACAACAACAAUAAUGAUGAUGAUAACAAUAAUAAUUUAUUGUUAAAUGAAAUACCUCAAUUGAGAAUAAGUGAUACAGAUACACAACUUGCUCAAUCAGUUCUUGGCAAUGCCUUUAUACUUGAUGAGCAUGGUGAAAAUAUAAUGCUAUAUGUUUUGGGUAAUUAAUAUGAUGUUUAGAUAGCCAACUGAUAUUUCAAAUGUAGAAAUGCUUUAAGUUAAAAAAAAACCUAAAUAUAUAACUAAGAAAUGUUUGUGAGACUGACAUUGAAACAAUGUGAUACAGAGAUUAUUAUAAUAAUCCUUAAAGUGUGCCUUAAUGCAUUAAAUACCUGUUGCCGUUUAUUCUGUUGAAUAUAUAUUAUUUAAAAAUAAAUAAAAAAAAAAACUGGUUCCUGUUGUUGACGGUUUAUCAACCAAUUUAUCAAUGUUAUCAAUACAACACAUACACUUAUAGAUUGAGUGAUGAUAAAUACUUGAUAAUUCAAUUAAAAUUAAUUAGAAAUAAGUGGAAAAAAAAAAAAAAAAAAAAAAACAAAG
Aphidius gifuensis is the source of this 3359-nucleotide messenger RNA. Its product is annotated as zinc finger protein 93-like. Gene Ontology annotation, cellular component: nucleus. The transcript is spliced from 4 exons. The coding region runs from base 339 to 2987 and encodes 882 amino acids. NCBI's taxonomy places the organism in Eukaryota, Metazoa, Arthropoda, Insecta, Hymenoptera, Braconidae. Gene Ontology annotation, molecular function: protein binding. The record is from RefSeq and is a predicted model, not a curated record.